AUGAGAGGCAUGAUUCUCUACACCACAUUCCUCAUACUACAGAUUGCCAAAGAGCUUGUUUAUCACAUGAUCUUUAGGACCACGUCGACGAGCCGCAUCCGCUUUACCAUCGCUGACUUAGAGCCUGCUACAUUCAGGACUGUCGCCAAUCCUCCAGUGGACACAUUGGCCUUGGCGGGAUCCAGCUGCUACCAAGCGCUCUUGGCGAGACUCCUGUCCCUCUAUGGGGCAAAUGAGGCGAUGCCAGAUUAUCCCAGUGUGGCUCAAAUAUACAGCGAACUUCGUGAGACGGCUAUCAUGCUUCUCCAGCAGGAGAAUGAUCCGUCCAUCACACGAUUCAGAGCUGAAUUGAGGCAGUUGUGUGUCAUAACCGAAACGGAUGUAUACCGUAUUGGGUGCCCAAAUGGAGCUCAAGCUGCCGGGCCGACUGCAUCGCAUGCCAACUGA
Molecule: messenger RNA, 447 nt
Organism: Suillus fuscotomentosus
Lineage: Eukaryota; Fungi; Basidiomycota; Agaricomycetes; Boletales; Suillaceae
Exons: 3
Coding region: 1-447 (148 amino acids)
Source: RefSeq, a predicted model, not a curated record